Ciona intestinalis (vase tunicate) is the source of this 1231-nucleotide messenger RNA. NCBI's taxonomy places the organism in Eukaryota, Metazoa, Chordata, Ascidiacea, Phlebobranchia, Cionidae. The record is from RefSeq and is a predicted model, not a curated record.
AUAUCUUCGCAACAAAACACUUGGAAUUCCAUUUUGGGAUUGGACUGAGGGAAAUUGGGAAGAUUUGCAGAUUCUUAUAGGGACACCAACAUUUAGUGACCCUGAAACGGGAGAAGUGUUUCCUAACCCAUUCUAUUCAUCGGUGAUACAUGGUCACGAACCAGUGGAGGAAUUACCUUUUCCUUUGGAAAAUCAGCGAUCGUACGAUUUACGUGGCGUUCUGCAUACUGAUUUCCUAAAAAGAGGCGUUAUCAGAGGGCUUUUAUCAAACACUUUUCAAUUUUUUGACAAGCAAAUAGAAGAUGGACCUCACAAUCAAGUAGGUAAAACAGCGGUAAAACAGUAAAAAAAUACGAAACAAUUAUGGCAACUACAUUGUUUUAUUGCAGAUCCAUAUGUGUAUGUGCGUUGAUUACACUUUUAAUAAAUGCACAUACGGCAUGCCAACCACCAAAUAUGCAGCCUGGGAUCCGAUAUUUUUGUUACAUCACAGCCAAAUAGACAGAAUAUUUGCGCUGUUCAAACUUAUCCGGGAUGAGCUUGAUAUUCAGGAUUGGUCACUUUAUUCCGUUGGUAAUGGGUAUAAAAAUAUAAGCAGUGAAGAAAUGACGUUUAAAAUGAGUAUGCCACUCUCCCCCUUUUGCAACAAGACGAUGAAUCCGAACCCUGUAACUGGAAGAUCUGGUGUUUGGACAGCGAUUGGCAGUUAUUACUACGAACAACUUUUCGGAUAUCGCUACGAUAACUUUGACCUUGCUGGCAAAUCCUGGCGAGAUUUGCUUAAAGAUAUGAAAGAAAAGUUAACGCGUUUCAACUGGGACGACGAUGAAGCUUCAUUUACCUCAACAUUCGAUAACCGUUUAGGAUUGAUUGAUAAAAACACUGCUGUAUCCGAACGUGAAUGUGAAACUGGUGUUACAUCAAGUCGAUGGAAAUUCUUUUUGUGAUUUUAGCUAAUCUGCUGCAUAGAAAUAGUUUAUUAUUUUGCAUUGUUUUUCGGUGUUUCAACUUUAGUGGGACCAUAUUUUGCACCAGCGAUGUUUGUACAACCGCGACUCGGCCAACACCUUGUGUCUGGUGACUCAGUCGAUGUUUGGAUAUCCGACUUUCUGUGCUUUGUAAGAGGUUUCACUGUCUGAGGUCAUGUGAGACAGGAAGCUAUUGUCUCACUUCGUGAAUGCGUGGUUUGUUUGUUCGUUAUGUGAAAAGUUUAAUACACAACUGUAACCAA